AUGACGUCUGCCGUGGAAGACCACAUCUUCCCCGCCUUGGAUCUAGACAUCGCCACAGACCUGCUCGGCGCAGGGGACAUCCUCGGCCUAGAAACAUCGAACGACAACGUCUCGUUAUCGGACAAUCCCCCAGGUGACAGCAAUACUCGCGAGGGCGAGGAAGACGACAUCCCGACACCCAACAGCGGGUCGUUGAGCGCGUCACGCACCCCCGGAAGCGACACCCCGCGACGACGGCGCCGCGAGGCCGUGAUCAGGAAGUCCCGACGCGUGCGCACCGGCUGUCUGACCUGUCGCGAGCGGCACCUGAAAUGCGACGAGGCGCUGCAUCGGUGCCAGAACUGUCGGAAGUCAGGCCGCGUAUGUCGCCGCGGCGUGAGGCUUAAUUUCAUCGACACGCAGGUCGUCGCGCCGCCUCAUGACUUAACCCCGUCUCCGGGACAUCGGGUCACGUUCCGGGAUGAGUCGAGACAUAUAGCGUCGGAGUAUGUGGGCGGGUUUGAAAGAUAUCCUCCCCCAAUGGUGGAACCGCAGUUGGACUCGGGGAGUCUUGUGAGUCCGCCGUUGUCCUCGCGGUAUAAUACGACGGGGGUUUCGGGGAGAUCAGGCUCGGGGAUGGGUCAGUCUGAUGGACUCGGUUACUCGCCGAAUGGGCGUUCGAUUUCGACGCCUCAGUUGCUGCCCGAUCGGAGAGCGUCUUUUGCGCCCUUCAAAUCGGCGAAGCAGGGGCGAGUGGGACCUAGUAAUGCCUGUCUGAGUAACCCGGAGGAGGUGUUUUUGGUGCAGACGUUUGUCGAGGAGGUGGGGCCGUGGAUGGAUGCGAUGGAUGAAAUGAAGCAUUUUACGAAUAUCCUGCCGUUUCAUGCGCUGGAGGAACCGAUGCUUCUCAAGGCGUUCAUGGCCUGUGGUGCUCGCCAUCUGUUCCAGGUCAACCCUUCGUAUGGCGAGGGGAAGGCCUCGUAUUUCCAUGACUUGGCAUCACAGGAUCUUUUAGGGUUGUUGCAGGAUCCAGAUCGCGACUCUGUCCUGUGUGCGACGGCGGCUGUCAUAUUGAAUAUCUACGAAUCGAUGACCUCCAGGUCGAUGAUAUCAGUCCACGGCAUGAACCACAUCGCCGGCGCAAGGGCCCUAAUCAAGGAAUGUCGAUGGGACGCAACAAGCCCAGGUCUCGGCGGGGCAUGCUUCUGGCUGAACGUCAGCAUGGAGCUACUCAGCUGUCUACACUUCAAUUGGACAUUAGCCUGGGACCCGGACACCUGGGGCGUCGACAUGAACAUGGAGCAAACGCAGCCCAGCGUGGCGGGGAACGAGGAACUCUGGACCCAUCGCAUGGUCUACAUCUGCGCGAAGGUCACGAACUUCCGGUCGACCUUCUCGCACGUCCAUGGUCUAGAUCACUCGACUGCGCAGAUCGACCAAUGGUAUCGGGACUGGUGCGUGUAUAAUGAGUGGUGCGACCAGUGGGCAAAUGCCGUGCCACGUUCCAUGACGCCGCUUGGCUACCUGCAGCCGUGGCAGACGAAUUCGAAAUCCGUGUUCCCGGAGAUAUGGCUCAUCAAGCGAUCGUCCAUCAUCGCGCGACUCUUCUACCAUACCGCUCGCAUCUUGUUGACAAAGAUCCAUCCGCUCGAAUCCGAAUUCAGUCCCGAGAUGCAGAGCCUACAGCAGAGUCACGCGCACGAUAUAUGCGGGAUCGUAGCACAUACCAAAGAUCGCGGUAUCUCCACCCUCUGCACCCGUUUCCUCUUCAUCGCCGCAUCCUGCCUCGCCACGCGAGACGCGCAGGACGAAAUCCUCAACACAAUCGACCGCAUCAAGGAGACUGGGUGCCGCGUCGAGCACCUCAAAGACGAGCUACAAGAGGCGUGGGGCUGGACCCUGCAUCCUCAUAGCCAUGGCCACGACGUCGCCGUCGGAGUCGAAGUCGACAGUCUCUUCGGCGAUCACGCAUUCAACCCGGAUCCGGAUCCGUCGUCAUCGAUCUUAAAAAUGCAUCCUGCGGUCGUGUCGAACCCACUUCUCGCUUUCGCGGAUUUCGAGAUGGAGAAUCAUCCGUAUCAGGGGUUUUAUGUUAAGCCGCGGGAGCAGUGA
Molecule: messenger RNA, 2091 nt
Organism: Aspergillus melleus
Lineage: Eukaryota; Fungi; Ascomycota; Eurotiomycetes; Eurotiales; Aspergillaceae
Product: Zn(II)2Cys6 transcription factor
Exons: 4
Coding region: 1-2091 (696 amino acids)
Biological process (GO): positive regulation of transcription by RNA polymerase II
Cellular component (GO): nucleus
Molecular function (GO): transcription cis-regulatory region binding; DNA-binding transcription factor activity, RNA polymerase II-specific; zinc ion binding
Source: RefSeq, a predicted model, not a curated record